GUUCAGAGCACCCAGCCACCCACAGCGGAGUAACACAUAGUUUCAUUGAGUUGUUCUCCACGACGCUGAGUCUGCGGACAUUUGUGUGACACACUCGCGGUGAUUUUUCUGUCAGCAUAGGCAACGCGAAGACAAAAAACACAGUGUUUUUGAGGUGACUGGCUGGAAAGACGGCAUCCGGCCUCAGAAGAAGCUCCGAGGUGGGGGAUAGUGGUCGGAACAGCGCAUAUCGUUUCUGGCCCCCCCUGCCCCUGAGCUCAAUGGAGAAGAUGAAGAAGUUCAAGCGGCGUCUGGCGCUGACACUGCACGGGAGCCACGCGCCAGAGGAAUCGCUGUCCGAGCUGGCCGAGCACAUGACAAUCGAGGAGAGUGCCCUGAAGGACAGCGAACCCGCGGUGAGAAACGGACGGCCACCCUCCUCUCACAGUGUCCAUUCAUUCCUGAACCAGUACGCCGGUUCCUUCAAGAAGCCUCCCAUUCGCCGGCCACACAGCGUCAUAGGGGAUGGCCUGGGUAUUCCUGCGGCGGCAACCCGCAAUGGUGGCCGUUUAGGCAUCGUGCACGAGAACCAGAAGAUGGGCUCGGACGGGGAGAGCGACCAGACCUCCGGGACGUCCUCCGAGGAGGUGCAGUCCCCAACGGGUGUGUGCCUGAGGAGCAGGGGCGGCCGACGGAUCUCUGCUGCGGACCUGAAUAAGCGUUUGUCUCUGCCGGUUGACAUCCGGCUCCCAGACGGAUACCUGGAGAAGCUGCAGAUGAUCAGUCAUCAGUUUGACCAGCCUCUGAGUCGUCGCUCUCGCAGGGCUUCUCUGUCUGAAAUAGGAUUUGGAAAACUGGAGACCUACAUAAAACUGGACAAACUUGGAGAGGGGACGUACGCUACCGUCUUCAAAGGGCGAAGCAAGUUGACAGACAAUCUCGUGGCCUUGAAGGAGAUUCGCCUAGAGCACGAAGAGGGAGCUCCAUGCACCGCUAUUCGGGAAGUGUCAUUACUGAAGGAUCUGAAGCAUGCAAACAUAGUGACACUUCACGACAUCAUCCACACAGAGAAGUCCCUCACUUUAGUGUUUGAGUACCUGGACAAGGACCUUAAGCAGUACAUGGACGACUGUGGGAACAUCAUGAGUAUGCAAAAUGUGAAGAUCUUCCUGUAUCAGAUCCUACGUGGUCUGGCUUACUGCCAUCGCCGGAAAGUUCUCCACAGAGACCUUAAGCCUCAGAACCUGCUCAUCAAUGACAGAGGGGAGCUAAAGCUGGCAGACUUUGGUUUGGCCAGAGCAAAAUCGGUCCCUACUAAGACGUACUCAAAUGAGGUGGUGACACUAUGGUACAGGCCCCCAGACGUGCUCUUGGGCUCCUCUGAGUAUUCCACACAGAUUGACAUGUGGGGAGUCGGCUGUAUAUUCUAUGAGAUGGCUGCUGGCAGGCCCCUGUUCCCAGGGUCCACGGUGGAGGAUGAACUGCACCUCAUCUUUCGGCUGUUGGGAACUCCCACUGAGGUGACCUGGCCUGGGAUUACCACCAUGGAUGAAUUCAAGUCCUACAAUUUCCCCAAAUACAGGCCCCAGCCUUUCAUCAACCACGCACCCAGACUGGACAUAGAUGGGAUUGACCUGCUGUUGUCAUUCUUAAAAUAUGAAUCCAAGCAGAGGAUCUCGGCCGAGGAGGGAAUGAAGCAGCCGUACUUCAGGAGUUUGGGCGCUCAUGUGCAAGCACUACCAGAGAGUUUAUCUUUAUUUACACUAAAGGAGAUUCAGUUGCAAAAGGAUCCAGGCUAUCGGAAUUCUGCCUUCCCAGAGACAGGAAAUGGCAAGAACAGAAGACAAAGUAUGCUGUUCUGAAGCCCUACUAUUUUCUAUUGUCAAACUAUGGAGUAUGGCCUCUCUGAUGUUGUCGACUAACCCCAGCCCGAGUUGUGUGUGUGCCCCAGUGAUGGCUGUGAUGUGACAUGUGGAGGAUGAGAGAGAAACCCUGCCCUUUCACCCCCUCUCACGCAACCAACCACAUUUAAAAUGGCUCUAGUGUACCAGACCAACCCCCAGGGCAGCUGCAGUGACCACACAGGUGGUCAGGCGAUAAAAAAAAGAGUUCUGUUGGGCUUUUAUUUAUGUGAAAAAAGAACAAUGCUGCUAAACCAACUACUGUCUUUUAACCCAUGAACCACCAUUUAUCCUUUUUUAUAUUAUUUCGGUUUGAUUUGUUUUUUUUCUUGUAUUUUUGUCAUUGUGUACAGUGUGUACAAACCCAUAGUUAUGAAAUGCCUGUCUGCAAUGCUGAGACUGAAUGUGUAUUUGUGACUUUAUGUUUAGUUAUUUACUCUGAAGACGGUUAGUGAACGUUUAAUUUCUCUCCUGUUAACAGUCACCGUUCAGCCUGGCAUGACUGGCGCGUCAUCUCAAUGCAUCAAAAACUGGGUUUGACAGGAACUCCUUGUUAAAGUGCCACCAUAUGUCAGCCUCCUCAUGAAUCACAGUUCUUUUUGGUUCCUUUCUCUUUAAAAAAAAAAAAAAAAAACCUUCUUUGUCAGGUUCUCCUUAAUGCAACUGUGAGGCAGGGCUGCAGUUUGAAGCAGUCUGCCCACAUCUGCACUACUUGCCAUCUGAAUAACUGUACUAUAUGUAAUGUUUUCAAGUGAAUUUGGCUACGUUUUUGUUCUGCAUGCCAGUCUUAGGAAAAAGCACAGUCACUGUCUUCACAUUGAGGAUGUGCACAUUCUGUCAAAGCUCCUAAUUAAUACUGACAUCAUAGUGUUAAGAAAUAUAUUUUGUAUAAUAGCUUUAUUUAUGAUCAAUUGUCUCAAUGUGCUGGCAUGUUGGAGGAGUUUAAACACCCUCCCCAUUUGAGCUUGAUAUUUUUCAGAAAAAAAGUCUUCUGAUUAAAGUGGAUUCUCUCCGUGCA
This is a messenger RNA of Clupea harengus (Atlantic herring), 2898 nucleotides long. RefSeq names its product cyclin-dependent kinase 17-like. NCBI's taxonomy places the organism in Eukaryota, Metazoa, Chordata, Actinopteri, Clupeiformes, Clupeidae. Gene Ontology annotation, cellular component: cytoplasm; nucleus. The record is from RefSeq and is a predicted model, not a curated record. Gene Ontology annotation, biological process: protein phosphorylation. Gene Ontology annotation, molecular function: ATP binding; cyclin-dependent protein serine/threonine kinase activity.